GCCAAUUCUCCAGCUCGCUCACCUUUGAACUCAACGUCAAUAGCACUACGCGCGAAGCUAUAGAACUGGCGACACCCUUUCACCAACCGACUUGUUUUCCUCCACAAACAAUCUAUUGAUCGCAGUGCAGUCAAGACGCCGUCGUUUUCGAGGCAAAACCCUCAACAAUGGCGUCAUUAAACCUUUCCAUAAACGGUCCCUCAAUCAAGAGCAGCUACCAAGGCGUCGUCAACGGCCAGCUCCCGUCCUCAAGCUCCCCUACAUUUGCCCAAUGGGCCCUGUUCUCUGUCCAGGCGCCACUCUUGAAUGCUUUUCAGGAUAGCGGAGCAAAGGAAAGCAUCCUCAAGGUUGAGUCCAAGGGCGAUGGCGAACUCUCUGAGCUUCUCGAGGACUUCAACGAGGGUCGUAUUCAGUUUGCGUUCGUCAAAGUCAAAGACACAAACUCGGGUCUACCCAAGAACGUGCUAAUUGCAUGGUGCGGCGGAGGCGUCCCAGAAAGAACCAAGGGCUACUUUACCAGCCACCUCGCCGCCGUCUCCAAAGUUCUCCACGGAUACCACGUCCAAAUUACUGCCCGCUCUGAUGCGGACUUGAGCCCUGAGUCUAUUAUCCAAAAGGUCGCCGAUGCUUCCGGCGCCAAGUACACUGCCGGUGGAUCUGCUCCCUCCCCGGCCCCUGCCGGUGGCCCGCCUCCUGUCGCGAAGAAGCCGGUUUUCACGCCCAAGACAUCGAGCGGUGCAGGAUCCUUCAACCCGCUGGUGGAAGCUCGACGGAGAAAAGAUGAGGAGGUGGAUGCAGAUGGUUGGGGAGCUGAUGCGCCUCCCGUUAACCGGACCGAGAUUCAGAAAGUUGAAUCGGCCUACAAACCUACCAAAGUUAACAUGGCGGAGCUGGUAAAGCAGAAGCAGGAACCCUCAAGGUUUAACGGUGGUAGUGCCGCUCAGGAUGACAGGCCUGAGGUGGUUAGGGGUGCCUAUCAACCUGUAGGCAAGGUCGACAUCGCAGCUAUUCGAGCCGCGGCCAAGGAAAAGCAGGACGACCGGCCUACAGUAGUGAAGGGUGCGUAUGAGCCCGUCGGUAAGGUCGAUAUUGCAGCCAUCCGCGCCAAGGCUCAGAAACCCGCAGCCGCAGCCGACGAAAGCGAGGACAGACCUAAGACACUUUCGGAGCGGAGCAGUGCGUUCUCUGCGCCGCAAUCCGAAAGGCUAGCAUCUUUGCCCAAACCAAAGGUGGCCAAUAAAUUUGCCGGGGCAUCUUCGUUCACUGGCACGAAAGCUCCAGUCCCAGGUGCAUUUGGCCUGGCUUCUCCCUCGGUCUCAGUUCCCGCCCCGCCCCCAGUUGGUGCUGCCAGCCGUACCUUUGCCGAUCAAGGCGGAAAGACUCCUGCACAGCUCUGGGCUGAGAAGAAAGGCAAGCAAGGGCUUACGCCUACCUCUACGGGAGCUCCGGCGCCUGGACCUGCGUCCCCUGUGGCUGCCCAAAAGAGCGGCGGUGGUGGGUGGCAGAGCGGUUAUCAGGGUAAGAGCUGGGGCACUGUUCAGACGACCAACUUUGGGCGCGGUGGCGCUGCAGUUGUUGAGCAGAGGACCGGUGGCGACGACCAGGAACAAGAGCAUGAGCAGGAGAAGCCAGCAUCGCCCGCUGGUGUGUCUUCCAUUCGCGAUCGCGUUAAAGAGGCCCCUCCCAUGGGCAGCGCCGCUCCAAGCGCGCCCAAGGCCCCCGGCGGGGGCGACCGCAGUGUCGAUGAGCCUACUCCUCCGCCUCCAAACAUGUCAAACCGCCCAGCCGCACCUGCCGGGGGUUUUGCACUUCCAGGCCUGCCACAACGCCCCCCUGAGCCGGAAGAAGAAGAAGAGGAAGAACCCGAGAGGUCUCCGUCGCCCCCUCGUGUUGCGAUGCCUGUUCCCCGCGGACCCGAACCCGAGAUCGAACCGCCAGCACCCGAGCCGACUAUCCCAACCCGUGAAAUCGAGCGUGCGCUUCCCAAAGAGGAGGAGCUUGAGGAGGCGCACGACACCCAGGCGCGAGCUGCAGCCACUGCGGUCGCUGAGCAGCAGUUUGGCCAGGCUCAAGUCGCAGCAGGCCAACCAUCCACGGGCGGAGGAAAACGUGCAUUGAUUCAAUACGACUACGAAGCGGCCGAGGAUAAUGAGAUAGAGCUUGUUGAUGGCCAGUACGUCACCGAUAUCGAGAUGGUGGACGAGGAUUGGUGGAUGGGCACAAACUCCCGGGGUGAACGUGGACUGUUCCCCAGCAACUAUGUCGAACUUGUCGAAGACGAUGACGCUGGCGCCGCUGCGCCACCGCCACCGGCACCUGCUCCAGCACCGGCACAGGCUCCUGCUGCUGCCCCUGCCCCUGCCGCUCCUGCUGCACAAUCACAGGCGGCGAAGGGCCCUACAGCCACGGCUCUAUACGACUAUGAAGCCGCGGAAGACAAUGAACUGAGCUUUCCCGAAGGAGCAAAAGUAAUGAACCUCGAGUUCCCCGACGAAGAUUGGUGGUUCGGCCACUACCAGGGCAAGUCCGGCCUGUUCCCCGCAAACUACGUAGAGCUUGAUCAGUAGAUCGAAGCUGGCCAAGCAAAUUGAACGGUGUCCGGUAAAUAUACCGAGAUCAAAUGGUGGAGAAGCUUUUAGCCUUGCGGUCUUAUGAAAAUCACAAGAAAAAGAUGUGGUGGAGCCAAUGUCACGCUGGUGUGAACUCCAUUCCAAUGCAGUAUGGUGUUGUCUAAAAUAGCAGAAUUUGAUAGCAGUUGCUCUAUCUGAACUACAAAGAUGCCAAUUUGUUUGUUCUUGCCAGUAUCCGCUUUGUCUCGUGGGAGGAUUGGUUAUUCACGCAGUCAUUGUAGUAAGUUGCAAGAACUGUCCCGAGAUUCAGUUGAAGAUCUAACACGAAGUCAUGAAUGAAAAAGAGUGGUUUAUAGUUAUACAGACAGGCUGCAAUCUAGGAAGCAUGCGAUAUGAAAAUGGAAGCUAUAACAAGCCUUGUUCAACCUUUUCCACGUUUAUGGGUAUCGAGAACCAUGCAAUAAACCCUAAGAACCGGACGAACGAGUAAAAUAAACAGCCCAAAACAAAACAAAACAAAAAAAAAAAAAAAAGA
Messenger RNA from Pyricularia grisea, 3105 nucleotides. RefSeq lists its product as uncharacterized. Gene Ontology annotation, biological process: regulation of actin filament polymerization. Lineage: Eukaryota; Fungi; Ascomycota; Sordariomycetes; Magnaporthales; Pyriculariaceae. The transcript is spliced from 3 exons. Bases 168 to 2567 code for a protein of 799 amino acids. Gene Ontology annotation, molecular function: actin filament binding. The record is from RefSeq and is a predicted model, not a curated record. Gene Ontology annotation, cellular component: actin filament; plasma membrane; site of polarized growth.